Leptonychotes weddellii (Weddell seal) is the source of this 4753-nucleotide messenger RNA. RefSeq names its product FLVCR choline and heme transporter 1 (gene FLVCR1). Gene Ontology annotation, biological process: heme export; transmembrane transport; mitochondrial transport. The record is from RefSeq and is a predicted model, not a curated record. NCBI's taxonomy places the organism in Eukaryota, Metazoa, Chordata, Mammalia, Carnivora, Phocidae. Gene Ontology annotation, cellular component: membrane; mitochondrion. Gene Ontology annotation, molecular function: heme binding; heme transmembrane transporter activity.
GGAGGGGCGCGAGGACUUCUGCUUCGCCUGCGGCCUCCGGCGGCGCGGGCUGGGUUUCGCGGCUUGCACCCAGGCGCACCCGGCCAGGGAAAGGGUUGCAUGAGCGGUGGGCCAGGGGGUUGCGGUUGGGGUGCAGGGAGGGCCUCGGGUCCUGGGCCGGGGGGCGCAGGGAGGAGGGCCGGGGCGCGGGGGAGCGCGGGGACAUGGCAAAGCUGGACGAUGAGGAGGGGGCAGCGGUGGCACCCGGGCACCCGCCCGCGAAUGGAUACCUUCUGGUCCCGGGGGGCGAGCCCCCCGGAAAGCUGAGCUCCGAGCCGCAGAACGGACCCAAAGCCGGCUGCCUGACCCCGAAUGGAGUGUCUCGGGACCGCCUCGUGGCCGCCGCUGAAUCCCUCGGCAGGCCGCAGACUCCGCUGGCUCCAGAGGAGGAGACCCAGACCCGGCUGCUGCCUGCGGGCCCCGGGGAGGAGACCCCCGGGGCCGAGGGCUCCCGGGUGCCCCAGACGGCGCUCUCUGCGCGGCGCUUUGUGGUGCUCCUGAUCUUCAGCCUGUACUCGCUGGUGAACGCCUUUCAGUGGAUCCAAUACAGCAUCAUCAGCAAUGUCUUUGAGGGCUUCUAUGGCGUCUCCUCCCUGCACAUCGACUGGCUGUCCAUGGUGUACAUGCUGGGCUACGUGCCCCUCGUCUUCCCCGCCACGUGGCUGCUGGACACCAGAGGCCUGCGGCUCACGGCCCUACUGGGCUCCGGCCUCAACUGCCUGGGCGCCUGGAUCAAGUGCGCCAGUGUCCAGCGGCAUCUCUUCUGGGUCACCAUGCUGGGCCAGUGCCUGUGCUCCGUGGCCCAGGUGUUCAUCCUCGGCUUGCCCUCCCGCAUCGCCUCGGUGUGGUUUGGGCCCAAGGAGGUAUCCACAGCUUGUGCCACUGCCGUGCUAGGCAAUCAGCUUGGAACUGCAGUUGGCUUUUUGCUACCACCAGUUUUAGUGCCCAACACACAGAAUAACACAGAUCUUCUGGCUUGUAAUAUCAGUACCAUGUUUUAUGGAACAUCAGCCGUCGCCACAUUUUUAUGUCUUUUAACAGUAAUUGCAUUCAAAGAAAAACCUCAGUAUCCACCGAGUCAGGCUCAAGCAGUUCUUCAAAAAAGUUCCCCUGCUGAAUACUCCUAUAAGAAAUCAAUAAGGAACCUAUUUAGAAACAUUCCUUUUGUCCUUCUCUUGAUCACUUAUGGUAUCAUAACUGGAGCAUUUUACUCAGUCUCAACAUUAUUAAAUCAAAUGAUACUGACAUAUUAUAAGGGAGAAGAAAUCAAUGCUGGAAGGAUUGGGCUAACAUUGGUAGUAGCUGGAAUGGUAGGCUCUAUUCUUUGUGGCUUGUGGCUAGAUCAUACCAAAACAUACAAACAGACUACUCUGAUAGUUUACAUUUUGUCUUUUUUGGGAAUGGUUGUAUUUACUGUCACGUUGGACCUUGGACACAUUGCCGUCGUGUUCGUUACUGGAGGGGUACUUGGUUUCUUCAUGACCGGUUACCUCCCAUUGGGUUUUGAAUUUGCUGUUGAAAUCACUUACCCAGAAUCUGAAGGUACUUCCUCUGGUCUUCUUAAUGCCUCAGCACAGAUAUUUGGAAUUUUGUUCACAUUGGCUCAAGGAAAGCUCACGUCAGCCUAUGGUCCUAGGGCAGGGAAUGUUUUCCUCUGUAUUUGGAUGUUUCUAGGCAUCAUUUUAACAGCAUUAAUCAAAUCUGAUCUCAAAAGACACAAUAUAAACAUAGGAAUUGUGAACGGUGAUAUUAAAGCUGUACCAGUUGAAGAUAGUCCCACAGAUCAAGAAUCCAAAACUAUGAUGAUGUCCAAGCAGUCAGAAUCGGCAAUUUGAGGUGAAAGAAGAAGUUAACAUCAUGUGAUAGUUGAGCAGUAAGACUUGGUUUAUACAUGACAGGAGAUGGAUACUUAAUUGAAAAUUACUAUGUGACCUCUGACUAUAGUUACUAUCUUGCUUCAUUGUUAACGUAAGCAAGAUUUUGCUUAAGAGACUUCGGCUCACAUCCUAUUAACACUACCAUUUAUCUACUGAGCAUCCCAUUGUUAAUCCCCUACUGCUGAUCAGAAAGUAAGCUUCUUGACGUGUAUUUUCCAGAAGUGUUUUCUUUUCUAUGGAAAAUAGAUGGUCAGAGGCUUUCUAAAAUAAUAAUGUGGAGGUCUAAUCACCUUAAGUUACAGAGGAGUAUAUACCAUUUAGAACCAAGCGUGCAAUAUAUCCCUAAUUGGCUCCCUUUCCAUUAUUCUGACCAACUGUCCAGUCGGCCUCAGUGGGAGUACCAACAUGGCACUUCUAAGCCCUCAAAGGACAGCACUGGGAUGAGACUUCCACGGAACCUCUAAGAUUUUUCUGGCUUCUUCUAUUCUUGUUAAACAGUGCUUUGUAACAUGUACUCUCGAUGACCAUCAAAACUAUUCUGUGUACACGUUGAACCCACGACUUUGGUCUUAGACUCAUGUUCUAAUUAAGCUAAGGAGCCCAGACACAGGCUCAUUACCUUGAGUUCUCUGCACUGCCUUCCUACCAUGGCCUAAAUGCUAAAACUGUUUUUUUUUUCACUCCAACUUGGAAUAGAAUGAUUUUGUACCCACUGCCUUGUUUACUCUCUUUUUUUCAAUGCAAGCAUGCCUUGGAGAUAUUGGGGGGUCAGCUCCAGACCAUUCAGAAUAAAGCAAGUAUCACCAUAAAGUGAUUCGAAUGAAUUCUUUGGUUUCCCAGUCCACAUAAAAGUCAUGUUUACACUAUUCUGUAGUCUGUUAAGUGUGCAGUAGACUGAAAGAACAAUGUACACACCUUAAAGGAAAAAAGACCUCUUGCUAAAAAGUGCUAACCAUCAUCUGAGCUCUCAGCAAGUCAUAACUGCUGAUCACAGAUUACCUACUAAAUAGAAUAAUAAUGACAAAGUUUGAAAUACUGCAAGAAUUACCAAAAUGUGACACAGAGACACAAGCAAGCAGAUACUUUUGGAAAAAUGUCACCAAUGGACUUGCUUGAUGCAGGGUUGCCACAAAACCUCCAGUUUGUUUUUAAAAAAAAAAAAGAACACAGUAUCUGUGAACAGCAGUAAAUGAAAUCACAGUAAAACAAGGUAUGCCUGUGUAUAACUUUCUAGCAAGAAAAUGCCAUCCUACGUGUCUGUUGGCUUUUUCGUGAUUUCUUGCAUCACGCCUAAUACUUUGGCUUGAAGGCUGUGGAGAUAAAUCUGUGGUACCGAAGCCCAGAGGUCUCAUUUAGUGGAGACCUCUGGAAAUGCUGUCUUCAUUCUGCACUAUCAUGGGUAUGAUCAUUCUCCUUCGAGGAAUACUGUGCCCGGGUACGUGCUCCCUCGGCGUGUUGGGGGGAGUGUAUUCUUUUCUUCACCAGAGUGUACAUAGUCUCCACGCUGUUGGAAAAAAGUCUGCUUUGUUACAUGCUCAGGGUAAGGAAAAUAGGACCAAAUGUGUUUCUACAGUGCCUACCACUUCAUUUUGUUUACAAUGAGAAUUUAAAUGUUGUUUCUGUCCUGACUGUCGUAAGCUGAUAGGGAAAUAUCUUUACAAUAAUGACAUCUAAGCAGCCAUGAUAUUUACAUUACGUCCACAUCAACCAAAAAAAAAAAAAAAAAGUCAGAUAUACCCUUGAAUACUCUUGAAGUGAAUUAGCAAUUCUGAUUUGGGCAUAUUAUAUGCAUUGCUUUAUAUUGAAAUGAUAACAUUCUCUGUAAUCAAACGACAGUAAAUUAUAUAGACUCUUACCCUGGAGAAUGUGUCACCAGAAGAAUGUAGCUGGGAAUCAGGAGCUCUGGGUCAGUGACCUGGAUCUAUUUUUAGCUGUCCCUGUCACUCGCUGGCCAGCAUUUUCCUCAUCCAUAUAAUGAAUGUGUUCACUUUGAUCUCAGAGAUCUUUUUUGAAUCUUAAAUGCCGUCUGUCAUGGGCUAGACCAAAUCACUGAACCACAGGAACUUAAUUCUAGCUAGAGAAGAAUCCCCUGGAGAACUGGAUCAACAGCUGUGAUGGAUACUUGGUGGAUAUGGGGACUUUAACAUCUGUUUUUGCUUUUUCAUUCAGUUGGUGGUAGUGCAGGCAGAAUAUGCUGAAUCAUUAACUUCCUUAGAUACUUACAGGUUUUAUGGCCAAAAAUAUAUUCUAAGAUCCCUCCUAAAUAAUUAUUUUUAUUUGUGAACUAUCAAUUGUUUAAAAUAAUCACAUACUUAUUGAGUUCCUGAGCUUUUGAAAAAAAUUACAGAUAAAAGUUGGGCUACUUUGUUUCUGAAAAGCAGCGUAUGCGUAUGUGAUGUGUGUCUUUGUUGAUUAGAAAAAGGAUGAAAUAUUAUGUUCCAAAACACAAAAUGGAUUGAUAAUUUUUUCUACAUUUUGAGUUAAAGUUGUAACAUGUCAAACAAGAAUGUCAUAUAAUUCUGUCUUAUCUUUGGAAAAUGGAGUUGGGUAACCAACACUUGUGUAAGUUUUAAUGAAGUGCUUUUAGAAAGAAAUUGGAUGCUUUCAAAAGCUGUUGCAUUUAUAAAUGUGGCAAAACAAACAAACACUAGCUUUUGUGAAUGUUGGAGCAAUGUCUUUAAAAAUAUGUUUGUGUAUAAACUCAGAGCAUUGCCAGAAGAAUGCCUGUCUGUAUUAAGUCAUCUUUCAUGUUCUAAUUUUUGCUUUUUGUACUAAUGGUCGGUAUGCUUGUCCUUCAGUGUUUCAGACCUGAAAUAAAUUUAUUUUUUUAAUGUUCA